AUGGAUGCUCUGCAAGUUAUUUCGGCCGCAACACAGAUAGUCUCGAGUAUGAUAGCAGCAAUUGGGGCAUUAGAGCAGGCUUCUAGAAACAUUGAUGAAGCUCCUCGGAGGAUUCAAACCCUAGAGGAAUUUGUGUAUGAACUUGAGACUUUGACACACCUUAUUAAGCAAAAGCAUUUUCACAAGCUUCACAACCCCCAAUUAGAAAAUCAGAUUCAAAGCUUAAAUGGCCUUAUUGCACGGCUACGUGCAAAUAUCAUGAAGGCUAAAAGGGUCGUGUCUAGAAGUAAAAUCAAGAAAUUUGCUAAGAUUGUAUGGAAUUCUAUGAUUGGCGAUCCACUUGGGAAGAUAUUGAAUUCAAUGAGGUAUGACAUGAGCUGGUGGCUUGAAUCUCAAAGAUUGACUGAGCAUGUUGAAAAUUUGAUAGAAACAACUGCACGAAACAUCCCCGUCCGGUUAAAAAUAAACACAGAUCAAGGGUACCCAAUCUCCAAUAAGUGCAAGUAUGUGAGAAAUUUACUGGAGGAAGAUAGCUGUCGCAGUGUAAUUCUCAUUGUUGGACUAUCUGGCAUUGGCAAGUCAUCUUUAGCUCGACAAGUGGCUUCCAAUCUUCCCUCAAGUAGACCUGCUUGUCAUGGUGAUAAGGCCGAAUACCAAAAGCGACUGGCGAGAAAAUUUUGUAAGUUUCUGGUACAGAUUGGUUUUUGGAAAAAAAUCAAAGAUGAAUAUUGUGGAGAUCUUGAAUGUGUCUGCUUCAAGCUUCAAGAAGCACUGGUCGGGAAGCGCUUAUUGAUACUUCUUGACGAUGUGUGGGAACAAGACAUUGUUGAACGUUUUGCAAAGUUAUAUGAUAAUGACUGUAGGUACUUGGUAACAAGUAGGAAUGAAUCUGUCUAUGAGAUAACAGAAGCUUACAAGGUAGAGGGCUAUUUUCAUAGAAAUGUCUGCAAAUUCCUCUCGGUUAGAAAAGGAAAAUCAAUAACUUUUAUGAAGCUACCGUCUAAGAAAAGCUACAUCUUGGACCAAAUAUCAAACCUGUGUACUCAUGAAAGACGGAUAGCUGAUGCAAAUAUCACAUUAAGAUCAGAAUGUUGGGAACCUGUGGUUGCCAGGAGAAAAGAACGUUAA
Molecule: messenger RNA, 1128 nt
Organism: Olea europaea var. sylvestris
Lineage: Eukaryota; Viridiplantae; Streptophyta; Magnoliopsida; Lamiales; Oleaceae
Product: disease resistance protein RGA2-like
Exons: 3
Coding region: 1-1128 (375 amino acids)
Molecular function (GO): ADP binding
Source: RefSeq, a predicted model, not a curated record